AUGACAGCUACGAGAGAGAUACUCAGCAAAGAUGUGUUAAAGCCAAUUCGACAUUCAAUUCAUUUACCAAGUGUCUGUGGUCGACAUCCAUCGCCACAAAUACAAGUCUACCUAUCCGCAAUUCACCCUAUUAUGAUGUACCGAUCGGAGACUUGGGCAGCGCCGGCGACGGUGAUGGAAAAGCUUGACUUCAUGGAGAGAAAGCUGUUUAGACGACCGCUAGGCUACUUUUGGCCGUUGAUAUGCCAUAACGAAGAACUUUACUCGGAAGUGGACAUGUUGUACCGGCGGAUGACAUGUGACCCGGCCUUCUGA
Necator americanus (New World hookworm) is the source of this 315-nucleotide messenger RNA. RefSeq lists its product as uncharacterized. The coding region runs from base 1 to 315 and encodes 104 amino acids. The record is from RefSeq and is a predicted model, not a curated record. Lineage: Eukaryota; Metazoa; Nematoda; Chromadorea; Rhabditida; Ancylostomatidae. The transcript has a single exon.